AUGAACGGCGACGAAAAAGGCAGCACGCCAGGACCAAUUACAGAACCCAACACGCUCACCAGAGUGAACACCUUCCCCCACGCCGAAUUUACUAUUCCACCAGCUGAUACGCUUCAACCAUGCCUCAGUGCCCAAACUCACUCUGCCGCACCCCCGGUAUCGGAGAAAUGGACGGGGAAUCCAAAAAGCUCCACUGUAACUGGAGAUGAAGAAGCCACCCCCUCGACCUCACACAAUGACGAUGAGGUUACCUACCCUGAAGGCGGCCUGGGAGCCUGGUCUGUUGUCCUAGGAUCAUUCAUGGGCCUUGUUGCUGCACUGGGUAUGAUGAACACCGUCGGUAUCUACCAUGCAUACAUUGCCGAGCAUUUUCUGCAAGACUACCCUGAAAGCACCAUUAGCUGGAUCUUUUCCAUGUAUGUCUUCCUGUCCUUCUUCUGUGGACUUCAGAUUGGACCCAUUUUCGAUGCUCAUGGUCCGCGACUUCUGGUUCUCGCAGGCAGUAUACUGCUUUGCUUAUCCAACCUCCUCCUCGGCCUAUGCACCAAGUACUGGCAAUUCUUCCUCGUUUUUGGCGUUCUCGGUGGUGUUGGAACGUCGUUGAUCUUCACCCCGGCUUUUGCAGCGGUUAGCCACUUCUUCCACCAGAAGCGUGGUAAUGCCACUGGUCUUGCAGCUACUGGAGGAUCCAUUGGAGGUGUCAUCUUCCCCUUGGCAUUGCAGAAACUGCUACCAUCGGUUGGCUUUGCAUGGGCCACUAGGAUCAUAGGUUUUAUUGAUAUCUUCUGUUGCAUCAUUGCCUGCCUGUUGAUCCGCUCGCGUCUUCCACCCAAGCCGGGACAGUCGAUCAUGCCCGAUUUCCGCAUCUUCAGUCACAAGUCCUACCUGCUACUCACAGUUGGUAUCUUCAUGAUGGAAUGGGCGCUUUUUAUACCCAUUACCUACCUCACGACCUUUGCACAGUCGACUGGCGCCUUCACCCCAGCAUUCUCGUACCAGCUGACUGCCAUUUUCAACGCUGGCAGCUGCAUUGGACGCUGGUUGCCAGGUAUACUUGCAGACAAGCUCGGUCGAUUCAACAGCAUGAUCGCCAUGCUUGCAGUCUGCUCGGCUUCGUCGUUGACAUUUUGGCUACCAGCAUCCUUACUGACGCCCACCACACCAUCAGAAGCCAUGGCUAUCAAGGCACUGUCGAUCGUCUAUGCUGUCAUCUUUGGCUUUGCCUCUGGAUCCAAUAUCUCUCUGACACCUGUGUGCGUCGGGCAGCUGUGUGACACGAGCGUGUACGGACGCUACUAUGCGACAUGCUACACUAUUGUCUCAUUCAGUACGCUGACUGGGAUUCCCAUUGCUGGCAGUAUCCUUCAAGCGACCGGUGGAUCAUACUGGGGCGUCGUGGUAUGGACGAUCAUUUGCUACAUCUUCUCGUCGGCAUGCUUUGUGUGGAGCCGAGCCCUUCAAGUUGGAUGGAAGCUGGGUAUCAAGUUUUGA
This is a messenger RNA of Plenodomus lingam JN3, 1491 nucleotides long. RefSeq lists its product as uncharacterized. Gene Ontology annotation, molecular function: transmembrane transporter activity. The record is from RefSeq and is a predicted model, not a curated record. Gene Ontology annotation, cellular component: membrane. Gene Ontology annotation, biological process: transmembrane transport. Lineage: Eukaryota; Fungi; Ascomycota; Dothideomycetes; Pleosporales; Leptosphaeriaceae.